This is a messenger RNA of Aureobasidium musti, 1509 nucleotides long. NCBI's taxonomy places the organism in Eukaryota, Fungi, Ascomycota, Dothideomycetes, Dothideales, Saccotheciaceae. The record is from the annotation of a GenBank genome assembly.
AUGGCCUCACUCGCUGCUGCUCCCCCUAACACACAUGCUGGAGGAGACGAUGAAGCACUCAGAACACAUGGCACGAUCCCGAUGAACGACCCGCCAGUUUACGCCGACGAGAGGGUGAACAUGGAAGAAUACAAUGCCUCUGUACCCUGGUGGAAAAGGAUAUACCAAGACAGUUUCACACAAAUGAUGCUUCUAUCAAUGCAAAGUUUCUGCGGUCCAGCCAUGGCAGACGCAAUUGCAGGUCUCGGUGGUGGUGGUCUUGCUUCGGCUCAAACAAACAACAUAGCUAACGCGAUAAAUUACGUUAUGCUUGCCCUGGUUUGCUUCCUUGGUGGUCCAAUUGUCAACAAGCUUGGUGUCAAGUGGGCUCUAGUCAUCGGCGCUAUCUCGUUCCCCAUUCAAGGCUCUUCAUACUACUGCAACAGCAAGUUCGGCAACCAAUGGUACAUUAUCUUCGGUGGAUUCAUCUCAGGAAUCGGCACAGGAACGUGGUACGUUGCUGAGAGUGGAACUAUCAUGAGCCUUGCUCCUUCAGGGGCUCGUGGAAAAUACCUGGCAUUCUGGAUCGUAGCCCGCAACCUUGGACAAUUGGUCGGAGGAGCUAUAAACCUGUCAAAGAACCAUUUGAAGGGUGCUGAAACUGGUGUUACUCCGGAUACAUACGUCGCUUUCUUGAUCAUCGAGUGCCUUGCACUUCCCUUCGCCCUAAUGAUCUCUCCUCUCGAACGCGUCGUCAGAUCAGACGGAACCCGUAUCCUGGUCUCUGAGAAGGUUGGAACAAAGCAGGAGUUCAAGCUGAUCAAGACUACCAUGGCUUCCAGCCUCAUCAUCUUGUCAGCAACGUGGGCUAUGUGGUCAUUCUUCUAUUCUGGUACCUGGAGCACCUACCUCGGAAUUUACUUCUCCGUUCGCGCUCGUGCUUUGUCUUCUUUGAUAUCACCAUUCUUCUGCAUUGUCGGAUGCUUUGGUCUCGGUUUCAUCCUCGAUAUGAAGAGCCUCAGUCAACGCCAAAGAGCACGAGUAGGCCUCUUUGUAGUCGUCAUUCUCAACCUCGGUGUCUACAUCUGGUCCAUUAUCAUGCAAGUCAAGUUCAACGCCAACGACCCUGGUAGAAUCGACUGGGACGAUGCACUUUAUCCUUCAGCUUUCCUGCCGUACUUCUUCGUUCAGACCACUGGGCCCCUCUCGCAAUCAUACAUGUACUGGCUGCUUUCGUCUUUCGCAACCGAUGCUCAGGCAAACGUCCGUAACGGAGCUGCCUUUAGAUGUCUUGAGGCUAUUGGACAGGCUAUCAGCUACGGCAUGAACACGCAGACCGAGGCUAGCCCUCUCAUCGGCUUCUGUGUCAGCUUUGGUCUCAUGGCAUUGGCGACUGGUCCAAUGAUCUUGUUGACUAACAAGACCCCUGACCGCAUCCCUGCCGAUGUCAUUCUUGAGGGCCAAGAGGCACUUGAUGCAAAGAUCGCCGAUGAGCCUGAAGUUGUGACUGCCAAGAUGGAUCAAAAGUAG